Molecule: messenger RNA, 657 nt
Organism: Rotaria sp. Silwood2
Lineage: Eukaryota; Metazoa; Rotifera; Eurotatoria; Philodinida; Philodinidae
Source: the annotation of a GenBank genome assembly
AUGCUCUUUCAAGUAGCAGCAUCAAUUCUGAUGAUUAUUCCACUUGAAAUCUAUCACGGCUAUGAUAAAGGUGAACCAAGUCUAAUUUCGAUUAGAGAUGCUCUUCAAAUGAAAGAUUUGGCCAUUAUCCUUUUCUACAUAUCACGUUUUCUUUCUGGUUGGGCUUCAGGAAUGAGCUGUGUAGCAACAACAAUCUAUCUAAUUGAAAUUAGCCCUCGAAUGAUGCGUGGCAAAGUAGUGACAUAUCAUCAAUUGUUCAUCGUUAUUGGCAUUCUUGUAGGACAGAUCGUCAGUUUUCCUUGGCUACUUGGUCAACACAAUAAAUGGCAUUGGGGUAUGGCAUGGGUUGGUAUAUUUCCAUUGGUUGGAUGUUUUCUGAUUUGGAAGUUACCUGAAAGUCCACGAUGGUUUGUGCAAGAGCAGAUGCGAGCUGAAGCUCUGCAAUCCUUACAAAUUCUUCGUAAGACUAAUGAAGUUCAUGCCGAGCUCACCGAAAUUGAACGAGAAGAAGCGACAGUAAAUAUGGCAGAUCUUUCAUUGUUUCGAUUAUUUACUUCCUCUCGAUUUCGUUGGCCACUAUUAACCAGUGUGAUUCUCAGCGCUGCUGCACAAUUUUCGGGGAUCAAUUCGGUACGUAUUGCGAAAGAUGAAAACUAA